Messenger RNA from Heterobilharzia americana, 504 nucleotides. Lineage: Eukaryota; Metazoa; Platyhelminthes; Trematoda; Strigeidida; Schistosomatidae. The record is from the annotation of a GenBank genome assembly.
GUUUGAUGAAAGCUUAAUUAAAUAUGAGGAAUGUGUAAAAUAAUUCUCUUUGUUACCAGCUACUGUUAUCAUGUUAUCUCAUUAUAAUAACAAAAAUAUCUGGGUCAUUCAAACUGUAUAUUUAUUAUUAUUUUGUAUCCAGAACAGAGGACCACAUGGAGUAUCUGAUGAUCCCAGUACAGUUUUAUCUACAGGAUUUAAGAGUGAUGAAAACACUGUAAGGUCACUGGCACACAAGCAAAGUUUUACGCAAGGAAAAAAACAAAGUUCAUACUUUUGUUUCAUGUUUCACUCACAGGAAUAAAUAAUGUUAACUUCAAUGAAGGAAUGAUGGAAAGAACAGUAUGCGAUUGUACAACUUGCUAAUAAAUCGAAAAUAUUUAUGUCAAGUUUGCCCGGUCCAGACCUUUACAAUGGUCAGAUUUUCGUUAACUUGAGUAUUGUUAACCCGCAAUCUGAAUAUUGGAAACAUUCAGCAUUUCAGGACCAUCGAUUAAAUCUUUC